UGCCACCACUCUGUAGCAGUGAGUGGCUGCAACAAAAGCACAGAAUAACAUCUCAGCUCCUCUCCUCUGCUUUGCUUUUCCCCUCACUGAAUCUCCUCUUUCUCGGUGCCGAGAACUCCACACAACACAGCAGAGCCACACGGAACUGGCGUCGCAAGUGCAGCCUCUGUCUGCCAUCAACAAGUUAGGGAUGAAGGACAUCAAGCAAUGAAAGAGGAAUGCGUGAUCUUCAAUUAACCAAUUGAGCUGACAUCAUUGCGGUGGAAAAGGAAAGAGGCAGCUAAGGGACAGAGGGAUCUGCUCAGCGGUGCUGCUUUGGAUGCAAAUAAUCAACUUCGAAUUUAAGGAUUCUUGGGAGGCAAAUAAUGCUGGUCUUUUCUUAAUCUGGGAAUUGAAUAGCAGGACUGACAAAAAAGGACACACAAAAAAAAUAGAAAAAAACAGCAUCUCAGGACAUGGAAUGCCUGAAUUUGGUUCAACUGGGGGGGCUCAGCACUUCUUUAUUUCUCAAGAGCUUGAUUCCUUUUGUAUUAACCCAAAAGGUUUUUUUGCCUUUGGAUUUCUCUUCCAUCUGGCUGCUCCAAAAGUCUGCGGAAAAAGACAGUUGAAUGCAGCCCCCGAUGUACACAAAAGAAUGGGUUUCCAUUCAAGGUGGCCAUUGGUGGGACAAGCACCAGUGGCACUUUGUGUGAUCAGCAUGCUACUGUGCCUCCCUGUGUCAUGCACAACCUGCCCUCAGAAAUGCCGAUGUGAAGACUUGCAGUUUUACUGUGACACGCAGGGGCUCCUGGCGCCCCCAGACGGUGUGGAUAAAGGGGCCCUUGGACUUUCGCUCAGACACAACAGCAUCAGUGAGCUCAGUUCAGACCAGUUCUUUGGCUUCACCCAGCUUACAUGGCUUCACCUGGACCACAACCAAAUAACCACCGUGCAUGAGGAUGCCUUCCAGGGGCUGUACAAGCUCAAGGACCUUAACCUGAGCUCAAACCGCAUCACCAAGCUGCCAAACACAACCUUCAUCCACCUCAUCAACCUGCAGAUCUUGGAUCUCUCUUUCAACCAGAUGACAGCGCUGGAGCCUGAGCUCUUUCAUGGGCUCCGGAAGCUCCAGAUUCUACACCUGCGGUCAAACUCACUGCGCACGACACCUGUACGGGCCUUCUGGGACUGCCGGAGCCUGGAGUACCUUGGCCUGAGCAACAACCGGCUCCGUAGCUUGGCCCGGAAUGGCUUUGCCGGGUUAAUUAAGCUGCGAGAGCUCCAUUUGGAACACAAUCACUUGACCAAGAUUAACUUGGCGCACUUCCCUCGUCUGGUUGCCCUUCAGUUCCUGUAUCUUCAGUGGAACAAGAUCAACAAUUUAACAUGCACCAUGGAAUGGAAAUGGACAACUCUGGAGAAACUGGAUCUCACUGGGAAUGAAAUACGUGUACUCACCCCCGACGUGUUUGAGACUUUGCCCAACCUCAAGAUCCUGCUGCUGGAUAACAACAAACUGACCAGCCUCGACACCCAAACCAUGGAUAUGUGGAAGUCCCUAAAUGCGAUUGGGCUGUCAAGCAAUCUAUGGGAAUGUACCAAACGGAUCUGCAAUAUGGCCACUUGGCUGAGCACCUUUAAAGGUCGAUGGGAGCAUUCUAUCCUCUGCCAUAGUCCCGAGUACGCACAGGGUGAGGAAAUACUGGAUGCCGUUUACGGAUUCCAACUUUGCCAAAAUUUCUCGGCCCCGGUUGUACUGACCAGUACCAGCACGGAUGUCAUGCUCCCCGAGAUCACAAGCUCCCUGUUCGGAAAUAUGCAGACCCCUACACAAGACUUCUAUGCAGAGGAUUUUGGGAGCUUUACGAUUGUCACCACUACCACCACCACCACCCAACCCCCACGCACUGCCCUUGCUACUACCAUGACAGUAGAGGGGGCAGACGUUACAGAGGACUACUCUGCGAUGGACAACACAUUGCUGACCCAGAGGGUCAUCAUUGGCACCAUGGCUCUGUUGUUUUCCUUCUUUCUCAUCAUUUUAGUAGUGUACAUAUCACGAAAAUGCUGCCCUCCCACUCUGAGGCGGAUCCGCCAUUGUUCGGCCAUUCAGAACCGGCGACAGAUGAGGACCCAGCAGAGGCAGCCAAUGGCGGACCUGGCUACACAGGUGCCCUAUAACGAGUAUGAUCCCAGUCACGAGGAGGGUGCACUCGUGAUCAUCAAUGGCUAUGGGCAAUGCAAGUGUCAGCAACUGCCUUACAAAGAGUGUGAAGUAUAAACGAUUUAUCCCUGCAGUAUCUGGGUUUAACCAUUUGUCCAUUUCAACAGAUACAGGGUUUGCUUUUGGACUUUUUCCCCUUUUCAGUUUGUAUGAAGGAGUAUUUCUUUGAAAUUGUAAGCUUUGGAAAUCUAUGAAAGCUUGAGAUGACUGGGAUGAAUUUGAAAAGAGGAAAUAUAGAAAAAUCCACAAGUUUAUUUUUGUAAUACAAAUGCAAAGGUUCAUAUCUAGCUGGGGCAAUCAAUCUCAGCAGAGGAAGGCUGGAUGUGUCACCGCAUCACCAGUUUGUGUACUAUGUAUCCUGCAGCACAGAGGAGAUGAGAAAUCUAUAGCCAAACCGCCUGGAACCCUGUGCUCCAGAAAACAGUUUAUAAAAUGACAUAUCUUCUGAUAAAUAGUGAUAUUUUAUUUCAUGGAAAAAUAGUGUUUCAUAUGCUGAGCAGUGAAAAUUUAAAAGGAUAAAAAAAUAAAAAAUAAAAAAUAAAAAAAACUUGGUGCACGUUAGCAACACUAUAGAUCACUCAUUCACUUUUGGGGAGAGGAAACCAAAAAAAAAAAAAAAAAAAAAAGACAUCAGAUGGACACAAAGCAUAUUUUUUAAACUCACAUUUUCUAAAUUGACAACAAGUACUGUUACAAAUUGAGCCACAUAUCGAGAUUACAUUUUGGACAGGGUAUUCAACCCACUCAACAUUACUUGUGGCAGAAUAUUAUCAUUACACUUUGAUCGAGUCUUAAAUCUGAACUAAUGAGAACACUUAACUGCCUUCCCAUUUCUGCAUUUGGUUAAAUUCAAUAAACUGUCACAGCUUCCUUGAAA
This is a messenger RNA of Carassius carassius (crucian carp), 3080 nucleotides long. Its product is annotated as leucine-rich repeat transmembrane neuronal protein 2-like. Lineage: Eukaryota; Metazoa; Chordata; Actinopteri; Cypriniformes; Cyprinidae. Gene Ontology annotation, cellular component: extracellular matrix. The coding region runs from base 320 to 2260 and encodes 646 amino acids. Gene Ontology annotation, molecular function: protein binding. The transcript is spliced from 2 exons. The record is from RefSeq and is a predicted model, not a curated record.